UGAGAAGCAAAGGCCAAUUCUUCUUAAAAUCCACAUAUGCUUGCAGCACAAAUAACACUUGUGCAAGACAGCAAAGGAAAGCGUCACAAUCACCUUAACCACUCUCAUCAUCGCAAAGAUGUCUACAGACAAAAGUGAUUCCACAUUCGAUGCGAUCACUAGCAAACUUGCCAGUCUAACUAAUGACGACAAAAGCAAAAAGACCGAUGAUACAGCAAAACCAAAUGGAGAUGCAGCAAAAUCCCCACCUGCUGCUGAGUCGUCCAAAGCAAAAGCAGGAGAAGAAGAAUCAAAUCUACGAGAAUCCAAUUAUGAUGUCACAGUCACAUUGGCAGAUCAACAAGCUGAUCCAAAUUCACCAUUGUACAGUGUAAAGACAUUUGAAGAAUUGAACUUGCAUGAAGAUCUUUUGAAAGGAAUCUAUGGUAUGAAAUAUCAAAAGCCUUCUAAAAUUCAAGAGCGUGCAUUGCCUUUGUUGCUACAAAACCCACCAAGAAACAUGAUCGGACAGUCACAAUCUGGUACAGGUAAAACAGCAGCAUUCGUUCUCACUAUGCUUUCAAGAGUUGACUUUUCAAUCGAUAAACCACAAGCAAUCGCUUUGGCACCUUCAAGAGAAUUGGCAAGACAGAUCAUGGACGUCGUUCGAUUGAUGGGCAAACAUACAAAAGUGAAACUUUGUGAAGCAAUUCCAGGAGCUGUACAGAGAGGUGAAAAGGUUUCGGCACAUGUAGUCGUUGGAACACCAGGAAAGAUGUUUGACCUGAUCAAAGCGCGUGCAAUUGAUACCAGUAACGUGAAGGUGUUCGUCUUGGAUGAAGCAGACAACAUGUUGGAUCAACAGAGUUUGGGAGAACAAAGUAUCCGAGUAAAGAACACCAUGCCAAAGACAUGUCAAUUGGUUCUGUUCUCUGCUACUUUCCCCGAUAAUGUUCGUGACUUUGCCGGUCGUCUUGCACCGAGUGCUAACGAAAUCCGACUUAAGCAAGAGGAAUUGAGUGUUGAUGCGAUCAAACAACUUUACAUGGACUGCAAAUCAGAAGAACACAAGUACGAGGUAUUGGUGGACCUAUACAGUCUUUUGACGAUCGGACAAAGUAUUAUCUUUUGUGCAAAACGUGAGACUGCAGAUCGAAUUGCCAAGAAGAUGACAGAUGACGGACACAAGGUGGAUUCAUUGCAUGGUAAGCUCGAGCUAGCAGAUCGUGAUGCAACAAUUGAUGCAUUCAGAAGUGGAAAAUCAAAAGUUCUCAUUUCUACCAAUGUAAUUGCUCGUGGUAUUGAUAUCAUGCAAGUCACUUUGGUGAUUAAUUACGAUAUGCCAGUCACCGCUGAUGGAAAAGCAGAUGCAGAAACAUACUUGCACAGAAUUGGAAGAACGGGUCGUUUUGGACGUAAAGGUGUUUCGAUCAAUUUUGUUCAUGAUAAAUCAUCAUGGCAACUGAUGCACGAUAUCGAGACUGCAUUGAAAUGUGACAUCACACGUGUUCAAACGGAGGAUGCAGAAGAGAUGGAAAAGACGAUCAAAGAUGCUCUUAAAAGUUAAUUGUGAUCAGCAGUACCGUCCUUAAAUGUACAUGAAAUGAUAUACCGAUUCCAACCUG
Molecule: messenger RNA, 1604 nt
Organism: Meira miltonrushii
Lineage: Eukaryota; Fungi; Basidiomycota; Exobasidiomycetes; Exobasidiales; Brachybasidiaceae
Product: ATP-dependent RNA helicase DBP5
Exons: 2
Coding region: 119-1546 (475 amino acids)
Biological process (GO): poly(A)+ mRNA export from nucleus
Cellular component (GO): cytoplasmic stress granule; nucleus
Molecular function (GO): RNA binding; RNA helicase activity; ATP binding
Source: RefSeq, a predicted model, not a curated record